GCAGAGCUGGAGAGGGCGCUGGGCGGAGCGGCCAUGGAGGGUCAGCGCUGGCUGCCGCUGGAGGCCAAUCCCGAGGUCACUAACCAGUUUCUCAAACAAUUAGGUCUACAAGCUAACUGGCAGUUUGUUGACGUCUAUGGCAUGGACCCCGAGCUCCUCAGCAUGGUCCCGAGACCAGUGUGCGCAGUCUUACUGCUCUUUCCCAUCACAGCAAAGUAUGAAAUGUUCAGAACGGAAGAGGAGGAGACAAUCAAAUCCCAGGGACAGGAUGUUGCGUCCUCAGUGUAUUUCAUGAAGCAAACGAUCAGCAAUGCCUGCGGGACCAUCGGACUGAUCCACGCCAUCGCCAACAACCAGGACAAGAUGCGCUUUGAGUCUGGAUCAACCUUGAAGAAAUUCCUGGAGGAGUCUUCCUCAAUGUCCCCUGAAGAGAGAGCCAGAUACCUGGAGAACUAUGACGCCAUUCGAGUCACUCACGAGACCAGUGCACAUGAAGGUCAGACUGAGGCACCAAGUAUAGAUGAAAAAGUAGAUCUUCAUUUUAUUGCAUUAGUUCAUGUAGAUGGGCACCUCUAUGAAUUAGGACCCUUUGAUGAAUUACGCAGCCAGCUAGCAGUCUUGGCCGAAUUACCACGUCAGGGCUCAUCAAGGUCUGGAGACUUGUAUGUCCCAAAUCAUUCAGUCACUCGUUUCCGUCAGAACAGCCUGCUGGUAUUUGACUCAGAAGCUUGCGGUCAUGAUCAUCCGUGGUUGCUCGAGCUGUUCCAGACUGAGCCGGGAGAGACAGCCCUCCACGCCAGUCUGCUGAGCGGGUCCCUGUCGUUCCUUAAUCCCGGUGACGCCAUACAAGUUUGCAAGAAGUUUAUGGAACGUGACCCUGAUGAAUUAAGAUUUAAUGCGAUUGCUCUUUCUGCAGCAUAGCUUGUUAACAAUGGAAACACCAAAUACUGUAUUAUUUGCAACAAAAAUUGAUGCUGCCAAACACUAACUCAAAUUUUUGAUAUUUUCGUUAACCUGAUUAAAACUUUGUGUGACUUAAA
This is a messenger RNA of Echinops telfairi (small Madagascar hedgehog), 1040 nucleotides long. It is a transcript of the gene UCHL3, whose product is annotated as ubiquitin C-terminal hydrolase L3. The transcript has 10 exons. Gene Ontology annotation, molecular function: cysteine-type deubiquitinase activity. Gene Ontology annotation, cellular component: cytoplasm. The record is from RefSeq and is a predicted model, not a curated record. Lineage: Eukaryota; Metazoa; Chordata; Mammalia; Afrosoricida; Tenrecidae. Bases 34 to 921 code for a protein of 295 amino acids. Gene Ontology annotation, biological process: protein deubiquitination; ubiquitin-dependent protein catabolic process.